CACAAACACCCCCCCAUCUCUCUCCUCUCCUCCCCCUUCUUAUUCUUUAGCUGACCUCACCUAAGAAAAGUAGGACUCAUCAUCUUCUUCUUCUUCAUCAUUAUCAUUCAUCAACUCCUUCAAUACCGAACAGCUCAAAAUCCCUAAACGUAGCAAAAGCAGUCACCUUUUUCGUCUUUGUUCUCGAGAAAUCUCAAAGCGAAGGCCAUGGGGGAAAAGGGUGUGCCGUUGCCAAAAUUUGGUGAAUGGGACGUCAAUGAUCCAGCAUCAGCUGAGGGAUUCACUGUAAUCUUCAACAAGGCUAGGACUGAGAAAAAGGCAGGUGGAAGACCUGACUCACCAUCAAAGGAUGACCACGCAUUUAAGCACGGAGCAGUUCUUGGAAAGCCUCCCGCUAAGAAAUGGUUUUGCUGCUUGCGUGCGGAAUCGUGAAGAGGCACCUACCAUGUCAUAAACUUUACAGGAGAUAUUAUUAUGUAGUAAUGCCCCCAUGCCGAUAUGUAUUCCAGAAGACUGGAGCUGUGUUCAGAAGCCGUGAUUGGUCCUGCUGGAAUCUGUUUGCUGUCUUUAUGAACAUUGGUAGAAAUGUGGGCUUAUUUGGGGACAGACAUGAUUGGAAAAUGAUACUGUUUUACAUUUAUGUAUACUGGUAAACUAUAUUUGCAUGUAGCUUUAUCUUCUUGAAUCAAUGCUUGAUUCUGAGUUUAUCGUGACUCUUCGUUUCCUGUGUUCGAUUCAGUUUGAGUUUCGUUGUGACUGUAUUUGCAUAUUGGUGCAAUGUGUAGCUUUCUGUUUUCUUUUAUAUGAAGUAAUUUUUCCCCCUUCAA
Messenger RNA from Prunus mume (Japanese apricot), 827 nucleotides. Its product is annotated as RPM1-interacting protein 4 (RIN4) family protein. Lineage: Eukaryota; Viridiplantae; Streptophyta; Magnoliopsida; Rosales; Rosaceae. The record is from RefSeq and is a predicted model, not a curated record.